AAAAUGAGUAGAAUUGAGUAGACAAAUUAAUUGUUUACAACUGAGCAAAUUACUAAGGCACCUGAACUUAUUAACUUAAAUAAGCAUACUUCUUUUGUUUUUGCAACUACUAUUCAUCAUGUCGUUUUUUAGAAAAGUUUUAAUAAGUGUAUUGAAUUUGAAGAUCAAAAAAAUAAUCUUGGGGAUUAAGAUUGGCAAAUAAAGAAAAAGCAAUUGUGGGAUGAAAAAUAUUAAAAAUUAAAUAAUUAAAUUCCAAAAGAGACAAAGAAAUUUAUAGUUUCUGCUGGAGCAGAUAAAAAUAUCUAUUUAUGGGAUAUUGAUUACCUAAAUUUGUAUAAUUAAUAAUCUGAGAUGAAGCCAUAAACAUUCUCUUAAGCAUAAGAUAAGGAGUUUAAAUUUGAAUCCUAAGCUAAUUAAGAGAAUUAAGGAAUUGAGAAUUAGAAUUAGUAAAGUUUUUCAUAGGAAGAAUUAAAUUUACAUCAUGUUAUUAUACCAUUUUAAUAAAAUCUUUAUGAAUUUGUCACAUGUUUACUUGAUGUUUAAUUGGAUUAAAAUACAACAUAUUUGAUUGUAGGUUAUGAAAGUAAUUAAAUCAUUCGAUAUUAAAUAACUGGUGAAUUUUGGAUCAAAGAUUUUAAUGUAUUCAGAUAUAAAUUUACAUCUACUUAAAGUAAAAAAAUGCAACAUCACAAUGAUUCAGUAAGAUCAAUUGUUUACUUUUAAAAUUAACUAUUUUCUUGUGGUGAUGAUAUGCAACUCUUAAUCUAAGAUAUUGAAGGUGUAGUUAUUAAAAGAUUUUACUUUGAUAGUAUUAUUGAAAAUUUGUAUAUAUGGAAUUAGCAUCUCUUCUUUUAUUAUUAUACUGUUGAUCUCAAGCCUAGUUCAAAAAAAGUACAAGGGUAGUUAUUUUAUCAAACUUAAAAUUUACAAUAACAAAUGUAAGAAGAUUAAAAAGAAAAUGAAAUUAAAUAAAAAUAAAUCUAAGAAAAAUAUUAAGAAGUUGAUGAACAUUUUUAUUUGUAUGGUCUCUAAGAAUGCUUUAUGAUUAUGGGUCAGGAUUAAGAAAAUAACUUUCAAAUAUAAACCAAUUAAAUUAAUAAUAAUCAGUAUUACGAAACAUUAGAAUAAGCUUAUGAUAAAAUAGAUAAAAUUACAUGUUUUGAACUUUCAGAUGAGAAAAAUAUUAUCUACUCAACUGAAAGUGGAAAAUUAAUUAAUAUUGUCAAUCCCAUGAAGAAUCAUGAGAAAGGAGAAAUUUAGGAAGAUUUUUAUCUAGAUAAUAAUAAUUUAAAUUAACCAUAUAAAUAUCAAAUAUUACUUUGUUUGGGUAAAUAAGAACAUCAAUUUAAUCAAAUGAUUAUAAUGUCUUUUAUUAAAAUGAAGAUUAAUUAGGAUUCAGAAUAUAAUUUUUAUGUAUUUGGUAAAGAUAAAAGAUAAAUUUAAAUAAUUUAAUAAUUUGAAUAAUUUGAAUAAAUUGAACAAAAGAAACUAGAUGAAUUAAAGAAAUAAAUUGAACAAAAGAAACUAGAUGAAUUAAAGAAAUAAAAUAAAUAAAAAGAACAAAAUGAAUAAAAUGAACAAAAUAAUUAAAAUGAACAAAAUAAUUAAAAUGAAUAAAAUAAAUAAAAUGAAUAAAAUAAUUAAAAUGAACAAAAUAAUUAAAAUGAAUAAAAUAGAUAAAAUGAAUAAAAUAGAUAAAAUGAAUAAAAUAGAUAAAAUGAACAACAAAAUUAAUAGAAUAUCAAAGAUAAAAAAUAAUUUUAUUAGACAGUUUUGUUUAUAGGAAAGGAAAAAAAAGAAAAUAAUUCUGAGAUAUUUUAUUUACCCAUUGAGUUUAAGCCUUUAAGAUUAAAUUAUUUAUAAGUUUAAAAUCAAAAUAUUGAGUAAACUGAAAAUAAAGAUCAAAAAAACAAAAAUAACUAGAAAAUUGAAAUAAAAGAUUAAAAAAUGCAAAAUAAUGAGAGAUUUGAACCUUACGAAGUAUUUUUACAAAAGCCUAUUUUGAUUGAAGAAGGAAANGUACAAGGGUAGUUAUUUUAUCAAACUUAAAAUUUACAAUAACAAAUGUAAGAAGAUUAAAAAGAAAAUGAAAUUAAAUAAAAAUAAAUCUAAGAAAAAUAUUAAGAAGUUGAUGAACAUUUUUAUUUGUAUGGUCUCUAAGAAUGCUUUAUGAUUAUGGGUCAGGAUUAAGAAAAUAACUUUCAAAUAUAAACCAAUUAAAUUAAUAAUAAUCAGUAUUACGAAACAUUAGAAUAAGCUUAUGAUAAAAUAGAUAAAAUUACAUGUUUUGAACUUUCAGAUGAGAAAAAUAUUAUCUACUCAACUGAAAGUGGAAAAUUAAUUAAUAUUGUCAAUCCCAUGAAGAAUCAUGAGAAAGGAGAAAUUUAGGAAGAUUUUUAUCUAGAUAAUAAUAAUUUAAAUUAACCAUAUAAAUAUCAAAUAUUACUUUGUUUGGGUAAAUAAGAACAUCAAUUUAAUCAAAUGAUUAUAAUGUCUUUUAUUAAAAUGAAGAUUAAUUAGGAUUCAGAAUAUAAUUUUUAUGUAUUUGGUAAAGAUAAAAGAUAAAUUUAAAUAAUUUAAUAAUUUGAAUAAUUUGAAUAAAUUGAACAAAAGAAACUAGAUGAAUUAAAGAAAUAAAUUGAACAAAAGAAACUAGAUGAAUUAAAGAAAUAAAAUAAAUAAAAAGAACAAAAUGAAUAAAAUGAACAAAAUAAUUAAAAUGAACAAAAUAAUUAAAAUGAAUAAAAUAAAUAAAAUGAAUAAAAUAAUUAAAAUGAACAAAAUAAUUAAAAUGAAUAAAAUAGAUAAAAUGAAUAAAAUAGAUAAAAUGAAUAAAAUAGAUAAAAUGAACAACAAAAUUAAUAGAAUAUCAAAGAUAAAAAAUAAUUUUAUUAGACAGUUUUGUUUAUAGGAAAGGAAAAAAAAGAAAAUAAUUCUGAGAUAUUUUAUUUACCCAUUGAGUUUAAGCCUUUAAGAUUAAAUUAUUUAUAAGUUUAAAAUCAAAAUAUUGAGUAAACUGAAAAUAAAGAUCAAAAAAACAAAAAUAACUAGAAAAUUGAAAUAAAAGAUUAAAAAAUGCAAAAUAAUGAGAGAUUUGAACCUUACGAAGUAUUUUUACAAAAGCCUAUUUUGAUUGAAGAAGGAAAUACAAAAAUUAUUUUGUUUUGUGGUGAUCAGUUGAGAUAUUAUAAAUUAUGAAUAAAAAAAUAUUAAAUAGGAUUAAUCUUUAAUCUGCUCCUGAAAUAAUCCGUAACAGAUAGAAACCACGUUCACAUUUAGAAAUUGAGGCAUUGGUAAUGUAAGACAUGCGAAAGAAAAUAUUAAAUGAUGAAAUGAACACAAUAUAAUUUUAUGAUAUAGUGUAACCUGAUUAGGAUGAAAUGAUUGCUUCUUUAAAAGACAGCUCAAAGAAACCCAUUAAAUUACAUAAAAGAGUUUACAGAACAGAUUUAGAAAAUAAAUUAAGAGUUAGUUUAUCAAAUGAACCAGGGUCUAAGUUAUUGUUAUAAGAAAUGUAAUAUAUUUAAGAUUAUUUGUGAGUUAUGAGAAAUUUGAAGAGGAUCCUGGAAACAAGGCAUUAAUUGUUACUAAGAAAUCUCAUCAAGAAGAACAAUUUAAAGUAGAUUUGCAAUAUAAACCUGAGAGUGAUGAUUAAUUAGUUGCUAAUCUAGAUAUGUGGUAUAAAGAAAAAAAGAGAAAAUUGAGAGAGUAAUAAGAUAAAUUAAAAUAAGAAUAAGAAAAAGAAAGUACUUUCUAUCUUGUAUUUAUAUAGGAUUAUCUAAAUUAUAAAUCUAAUAAAGAACAUAAUCUCUAUAAUAAUUUAGAAGAGGAGCUCUUAAUGAUAAAUCAAAAUAAGCAUAAACUUUAUCUACAUUCCCUAAAAUAACUGUAGAUUCUACUCAAGUAGAAAAUGAAUAAAGUUCUUUUAAAUAAAAGUUGUUAAGCUCUUUAUCAAAAAUAUCUGCUAUUAAAAAAAUUGAAAUGCUUCAUUAAGAUCAUUCUAUUGCUAAAUAAUUGGACAAAUAUUUAUAGCAAGGAUCAAAUUUAACAUAAUAAGAAUUAGCAUAAAUAGAAAUAGCAAAAGCAAAAUAAUUUGGAGAAGGAAAACAUGAUGGAACUCUCAUUUUUGAUUAUACUGUUGAAGGAUUAAAGAGUAGUUUACAUACUAUGAUUAAAAUGCAAUUAACAUCAUUUUAAAAUGCAAGUGAAAGAGCCAUAUUUUAUGAAAAAUAAACUAAUUAAAUAUUAUUGUCAAUUAAUGAAAAACUUGAUAAACAAAAAAAAAUAGUCAAAAAUAAUGAAUAAGAUUUAGAAUCAUUAAGAAUUGAAAACCAUGAAAUUCAUUAAAAGUUAAGGAGUAUCUCAGAUUUUGUAUUUUUAUUUUAUUUUAUUUUAGAUAAAAGAAAAGUAGGAGGAACUUAAAAGUAUCAAUAAAAAACCAUAAUAAUCAAAUAAUCCAACUAAUAUAAAGAAUAAUUCAAGUUAGGUUGACAAUUAUAUGUUAAUUGCUGUUAAGUAAAAUGAAUUAGAAAGUCAAAUUGAAUAAAUGAAAGAAAAUUAUAAUAAAUUUCAAGAAUAAAUGAAACUAAAUUCAGUUCAUAUUGAAAAACUAGAAUAAGAAAAUUCAAAACUAAAUAAAAACAACAAAGCACUUCUAAAAUCUAUUUAAGGAUUCUUAUUAGAGCUUCUUAAAAUAGGCUUAGAUUGCCGAUCAUAAGGUUUAUCUUGGAUUAUUAAGGCUAUUUGGGAUUCAGGUGAAAAAAUUGCAGAUUCUAACUUCCCACCCUAUUUAGAUAGCAAAGCUAGAGAUUUUCUUUUGCUUAAAACUAGAAAAACUAUAGAAUUAAAUGAUUUAUUUAGAAAAGCUCACUAAUUUUUUAGUAAUUAUAAAGACACUUCAAUUGACACAGGAAAUAAUUCAAUUGUAUCAUUAUUAUCAAAAAAUCAUUUCUCCUAAAUUGAUUCUGUAGAAAUUAAAAAAUAACAUCUUAAUUAAAUAAAAUAGAGAUAAUAGAAUGAUUUAGCAUUGUUAAUUGAAGGUUUGAGUCCUAUAGAAAAUAAAUUAAUAGAAAAAACAUUUUCUCAAAUAUUUUAAAGCAAAGAAACUCUUAAUGAUAUAAUAUAUUUAGAAGCUUCAAGAAAGAUUUAAAAAAUGUUUAAGUAGGAUGGAGCUUAAGAAUAAUCAAUAGUGUUUACAGAGGUCAACAAUUUUGAAAAAGAUAAAUUGAUAAAAGAAUACCAAUAGAUACAAAGGGAGAUAGAAAUGAAAGAAAUAUAGUUUCGCAAAUUCGAAGAAACAGAGCUAUAGAGAUUAAUGAAAGAGAUUGAGUAUAAGAACUAUUUGGCAAGGUGAGAAAGUUGAUAUUUAAUAGAUUUAACAUUGAGGCAUUAUAAUUAUUAGGAGCCCAAUUCGGUUAUGCAAGAGGAGAGAGAGAAUUGAUUAAAUAAGG
Molecule: messenger RNA, 5450 nt
Organism: Paramecium sonneborni
Lineage: Eukaryota; Ciliophora; Oligohymenophorea; Peniculida; Parameciidae
Source: the annotation of a GenBank genome assembly